Cucurbita maxima (winter squash) is the source of this 2782-nucleotide messenger RNA. RefSeq names its product mitogen-activated protein kinase 20-like. Gene Ontology annotation, biological process: intracellular signal transduction; protein phosphorylation. NCBI's taxonomy places the organism in Eukaryota, Viridiplantae, Streptophyta, Magnoliopsida, Cucurbitales, Cucurbitaceae. The record is from RefSeq and is a predicted model, not a curated record. The coding region runs from base 618 to 2441 and encodes 607 amino acids. Gene Ontology annotation, molecular function: ATP binding; MAP kinase activity. Gene Ontology annotation, cellular component: nucleus; cytoplasm. The transcript is spliced from 10 exons.
AUCUCCGGAUAUUCCCUCCCAUUUCCUCUCUGGACUUUUCUCUCUCUAGAUUUUUUCUCUCUCUUUCCACCAUUUUUUUUUUGUCGGUGCGGUGCAGAUCCUGGAGCUUCCAUUUCGUCGGUGGAUAUCGACUUAUCUCACCGCUCUAAUUGUAAAGGGAAAUUGAGAUUGAGGGGUUUUGUUUUGCUGUCUUUCCUUCUUUUUAAUUUGGAAUUGGAUUUAUUUGGCGGUGGAAUUUGGAAGAUAAUUGUUGUUUUUCUAGAUCUGUAUAUUGACUAUUUUAUGUCGACUGUUACAGAACUUAUAGAAAUCUAGUUGUCAUUGGUGUUCUUUGUGCAAAAAUAGAAGGGGCUUAUUGGGUUUUGGUUUGAUGGAGGAUCGGGGAAGGGCGAUGGAAAAAGUGCGCUGCUCUGCGUGUGAUCCGGUAGGUAUGCCAGCAACAGCCGCACGAAUGUGGCUGAGUUUUUGAGAACCAAUCGGAUUCAGCUUGGUUUUAGUGACUUUUUUUAAGAACUCUUGAAGCUGUUCUUGCUUGAGAAUCUGGAGUUUUCCCCCCAUUUUGCCCAGGAUGCAGCAAGAUCAAGGCAAAAAGUUUAUGCCAACAGAAUUCGACCGAAAUGGAGUUUUUCUCUGAUUAUGGCGAUGCCAGUAGAUAUAAAAUUCAGGAAGUAAUCGGGAAAGGAAGCUAUGGGGUUGUGUGUUCUGCUAUUGACACACGCACUGGCGACAAGGUUGCAAUAAAGAAGAUACACAAUAUUUUUGAGCAUAUAUCUGAUGCUGUUAGAAUUCUUCGUGAGAUUAAGCUGCUUAGACUUCUUCGCCAUCCUGAUAUUGUUGAAAUUAAACAUGUUAUGCUGCCACCUUCACGGAGGGAUUUCAAAGAUAUCUACGUUGUUUUUGAGCUGAUGGAAUCAGAUCUUCACCAAGUUAUUAAAGCUAAUGAUGAUCUUACUCGAGAACAUUACCAGUUUUUCCUUUACCAACUUCUUCGUGCAUUAAAAUAUAUCCAUACAGCUAAUGUCUACCAUCGAGAUUUAAAACCAAAGAAUAUAUUGGCAAAUUCAAAUUGUAAACUUAAAAUAUGUGAUUUUGGAUUGGCAAGAGUUGCGUUCAGUGACACGCCAACGACAAUUUUCUGGACGGAUUAUGUUGCUACUAGAUGGUAUCGAGCUCCCGAGCUCUGUGGUUCAUUUUUCUCUAAGUAUACACCUGCAAUUGAUAUAUGGAGCAUUGGCUGCAUAUUUGCUGAAGUUUUAAUGGGGAAGCCACUUUUUCCUGGUAAAAACGUCGUUCACCAGCUUGAUUUGAUGGCAGAUCUCCUUGGAACUCCUUCACUAGAUACAAUCUCCAGGGUACGCAAUGACAAGGCUAGAAGAUAUUUAACUACUAUGAGGAAAAAGCAGCCGGUGCCAUUUGCUCAAAAGUUUCCGAACGCAGAUCCUUUAGCGCUGAGACUUCUAGAAAGGUUGCUUGCUUUCGAUCCAAAAGAUAGGCCGACUGCUGAAGAGGCACUGGCUGAUCCAUACUUCAAGGGAUUGGCAAAAAUUGAGAGGGAACCUUCCUGCCAGCCAAUCUCAAAGAUGGAAUUUGAAUUUGAGAGGCGGAGGGUCACAAAAGAAGACAUUCAAGAGCUAAUCUUCCGGGAGAUACUAGAAUAUCACCCUCAGCUACUAAAAGAUUACAUGAAUGGGACUGAGAGGACAAAUUUUCUAUAUCCAAGUGCUGUCGACCAAUUUAGAAAGCAGUUUGCACAUCUCGAGGAAAAUGGUGGUAAAAGUGCGCCGGUUAUUCCUCUUGACAGGAAGCAUGUAUCCCUUCCAAGGUCAACAGUUGUACACUUGAACCCGGUCUAUUCUAAGGACCAAAUAAAUAAUGUAUCCCUUCAAGAUGUGAAGAUCUCCGAAGAGUCAUACCGAAAGAAUUCCCGAGAUAGUGAAGGACGGCUAACAAAUAUAUCAAGGACCAUGCAGGCACCACAGAAAAUCCCGAUUGCAGCUAAGCCUGGAAGAGUGGUUGGACCAGUAAUAGCCGAUGAGAAUGGGAGGGUAGUGAAGGAACCAUAUGAUCCAAGAACGUUGAUCAGAGGAGCCAUUCUUCCUCCUACAUAUCACUACCAAAAACCCAUUGCUGGAAAUCAAGAAAGAUCUGCAGCAGAAACAAAACUGGAUAUUUCAUUAAGAGCCACUAAGCAAGCAUCCCAGUGUGGCAUGGCUUCCAAAUUAGGAUCAGAUAUAGCCAUCAGCAUCGACUCAAACCCUUUUUACAUGACACGAGCAGGAGUGAACAAGGUCGAACUCAAGGACCAAAUAUCCAUCGACACGAACUUUCUGCAGGCCAAGGCGGCCCAAUACAGUGGUCUGGGUGCAGCAACGGCCACCACCACAUCGGUCGCUCAAAGAAAGGUGAUUGCUGGUCAGUAUAGCAUGACGAAGAUGUACUAGUAAGUAAGUAAAUGUUGGUCACAGUGAGAGAUGCUCCUGCAAGUACUCCUUCCUCGUACAGAUAGAAAAAGGCAUUUGAUGAUAGAAGAAGAAGUGAGAGGAGAGGAGGGUGGCCGUCAGCUCGGCUGGCUUGUGUGUAAGAAUAGAUGGAAGAGAGGUUAGUGGGCUCUCAAGAAAUUAGAUUGAUGAGGCUAUAUUUAAAUGCACAGUUAGCUUGUAAUAAGAAACUGUACAUUAGGAAAAUGCAAAAAACAGCUAUACUAUAAUACCUCGGCCCUUCAAAGCCGGAAGUGAAACCUUAUUAUAUAAACCCCAAUACAGAAACAAAUUUGUCAUUGAUG